This is a messenger RNA of Leptomonas pyrrhocoris, 877 nucleotides long. RefSeq names its product putative Proteasome alpha 2 subunit. The transcript has a single exon. Lineage: Eukaryota; Euglenozoa; Kinetoplastea; Trypanosomatida; Trypanosomatidae. The coding region runs from base 182 to 877 and encodes 231 amino acids. Gene Ontology annotation, cellular component: proteasome core complex, alpha-subunit complex; proteasome core complex. The record is from RefSeq and is a predicted model, not a curated record. Gene Ontology annotation, biological process: ubiquitin-dependent protein catabolic process.
GUUCACACUCAUAUUUAAGAGAACCAGAGCUAAAGCGGUAUUUUUGGAGAAAACAUUCGAUUCAAUAUUUCUUUCGUCUUCUCCGUCUUUUUCUUCUUCUUGAAAUUGUAACGUAGUACAGCCGUACCCUAUUUUAUAGAUUUGUUUCUCCUCCACACUACCAUUUCAACCAAGCAGGAUCAUGUCUGAAGCGUUCUACGGAUUGACUACAUUUAGUCCUUCUGGAAAACUGGUCCAGAUCGAGUAUGCUACGACUGCCGCAGGCAAGGGUACGACUGCUUUAGGUGUGAAGGCUACUGAUGGCGUCGUGAUUGCUGCCAAGAAGAAGGCUCCGUCUACCUUAGUGGACGCUUCUUCCAUUCAGAAAGUGUUUGUGCUUGAUGAACAUGUUGGGUGUACCUACAGCGGAAUGGGCCCUGACUGCCGUGUUCUGAUUGACUCGGCAAGGAAGACUUGUCAGCAAUACAAGCUGACUUACCACGAACCGAUCCCGGUCAGCCAACUUGUGCGCCAGGUCAGUGCCCUCUACCAGGAGUUCACCCAAUCUGGUGGCGUACGCCCUUUUGGGUGUUCGCUCUUGGUCUCCGGAGUCGAUGCCAAUGGGUAUCACUUAUAUCAGGUAGAUCCGAGCGGCACAUUUUGGACUUGGAAGGCGACGGCUAUUGGAACCGGCAGCUCUGACGCCAAAUCGUUUCUUGAAAAGCGUUACACUGCCGAUAUGGAGCUAGAAGACGCCGUUCACACUGCACUGCUCACGCUCAAAGAAGGAUUCGAUGGUCAGAUGACGCCCGAAAACACUCAGGUUGGCCGCGUUGUUGAGAACCGAUUUGAGAUUCUGAGCGUGGAUCAGCUGCGUGACUAUUUGGAUCAGAUUUAA